Messenger RNA from Porites lobata, 981 nucleotides. The record is from the annotation of a GenBank genome assembly. Lineage: Eukaryota; Metazoa; Cnidaria; Anthozoa; Scleractinia; Poritidae.
AUGGCGACCCCGGAAAAGAUAUGGAGGGUGGCUGGCCCUCUGUCCACUUUAGCUGCUUUAAGUGGGGGAAUUUUCUUGCUAAGAAACUACUUUGGUGGUGGGGUAUGCAACUGCAAAGCGAAACUAGAAGGUAAGACAGUAAUCGUGACCGGAGCAAACACAGGAAUCGGACGAGAAACAGCUUUGGAUCUUGCAGGCAGGGGUGCCCGAGUAAUUUUGGCUUGCAGAAAUAUAUCGAAAGCUGACGUAGCGGCCAAGGAUAUACAGAACAAGACCGGAAACAGCAAAGUCAUCGUAAAAGAACUUGACCUGGCUUCGUUGAGGUCAGUGAGGAAAUUUGCUUCUGAAAUCAAUGAAAGUGAAGAAAGAUUAGACAUUCUUGUAAAUAAUGCAGGAAUCAUGAGAUGCCCCUACGGGACAACUGAAGACGGCUUCGAAAUGCAGUUAGGUGUCAACCAUCUGGGCCACUUUCUUCUCACAAAUCUCCUCCUAGAUAAGCUGCAGAAAUCACAGCCAAGUCGUAUCAUCAAUGUCAGUUCCUUGGCCCACACUAGAGGUAAAAUUUGCUUUGAUGAUUUGCAAAGCAAAAGGGAGUAUAGCCCAGGCCCUGCCUAUGCUCAGAGCAAACUCGCUAAUGUGCUGUUCACUCGCGAACUGAGUAAAAAAUUGGACAGCACUGACAUUACAGUUACUGCUGUCCAUCCCGGUGUUGUGAAAACUGAAUUAGGUCGGCACUUGUCCUUGUCAAAGUCCUAUUUAGCCAGGUUUUCUCUUGCACCAAUUGUGUGGCUGGUUUUCAAGACCCCCCGUCAAGGUGCUCAGACCACAAUUCAUUGUGCAGUAGCUGAUGACAUUGAGUCUGGAGUGUAUUACAGUGACUGCAAAUCUAAGGAUCCAGCUGAACAAGCAAAAGAUGAUGGUGUUGCCAAGAAACUGUGGGAAAUUAGUACAGCUUUGGUUGGACUAGAAGGAACUGUUUGA